AAAUUAUUUCUCUAUUUGUUUCCCUCUCAUUCUUCUUUCUCUGUCUCUCUCUUUUCGGAAACCCUAAUCUGACGACCGAGCUUGACGAGUGCGCGAUUCCCAAGUGCCAAUUUCAGGCUUAUACUAAGAAGCUCUGUUUUGUGGCAAAAGGUGAAGAAGAAGUUGCUUUCCCAGAUCUUCGAUAGCUUUUAGGGGAUUUCAUUUUCCAUUUCAAGUGAAAAUCUGAUUCUGGUAAAUUUCAACCAAUGGAAGGGAAUUCUGGAAGCUACACCGAUAAGACGAGAGUGUUUGAUAUCAAGCCAUUGCGUUCUCUAAGACCUGUUUUCCCCAGCGGAAAUCAAGCUCCACCUUUUGUGUGCGCACCUCCUUUUGGACCUUUUCCUCCUGGAUUCUCACCAUUCUAUCCAUUUAGCUCGUCUUCUCAAGCGAAUCAACACACACCUGAUCUCAAUCAAGCCCAGAAUCCACCGCAAUAUCAGCCUCAAUAUACACCGCAAUAUCAGCCUCAGUAUACACCGCAACAUCAGCCUCAGAACCCACCGCAACACCAGCCACAGAAUCCACCGCAACAUCAAACGCAAAUCGUAUCUGAACCUUCGUUGGUUACUCCUCUGAGGUCAUUCAGAUCUCCUGAUGCGUCUAAUGGCGACAUGGAGCCUGAGGGUUCAACUGUGAAAAGAAAGAUCACUAAGAAGCGUCCAAUUGUUCGGCCUGAGAAUGUGAAUUUCGAGAGUGGGAUUACAGUGGCUGAAAGAGAGAAUGGCAAUAGGAAGCUGGUGACGAGUAUUCUUAUGCGUUUUGAUGCGCUAAGAAGAAGGUUUUCACAACUGGAGGAUGCAAAGGAAGCAGUUAGUGGAAUCAUCAAACGCGCUGAUUUGAAAUCAGGAUCUACUUGUAUGAGCAGAGGUGUCCGUACAAACACCAAGAAAAGACCUGGUAUCAUUCCUGGUGUUGAGAUUGGGGACAUCUUCUUCUUCAGGUUUGAGAUGUGUUUGGUGGGGUUACAUUCUCCAUCGAUGGCUGGCAUUGACUAUCUGAUUGUCAAGGGAGAAGCAGAAGAAGAGCCUAUCGCCACUAGCAUUGUGUCAUCUGGAUAUUAUGAUAAUGACGAAGGUAAUCCCGAUGUCUUGGUUUAUACUGGUCAGGGUGGUGGUAAUGCUGAUAAAGAUAAGCAAACAUCUGACCAAAAGCUCGAGAGGGGUAAUCUUGCGUUGGAGAAGAGCUUGCGUAGGAAUAGUGCGGUUAGGGUAAUAAGGGGCUUGAAAGAGGCUUCUCAGAGUGCUAAGAUCUAUAUUUAUGAUGGACUCUACGAGAUCAAAGAGUCAUGGGUAGAGAAAGGAAAAUCUGGACACAACACCUUCAAGUAUAAACUAGUGCGAGCUCCUGGUCAACCUCCUGCAUUUGCUACAUGGACUGCGAUCCAGAAGUGGAAGACUGGUUUGCCUUCCAGGGAAGGACUUAUUCUUACCGAUCUCACUUCUGGAGUUGAAAGCACAGCCGUUUCACUUGUGAAUGAUGUUGAUGCCGAGAGUGGGCCUGCUUAUUUCACAUACUCCACUACGGUAAAAUACUCCGAUUCGUUUAAGCUGCCACAGCCUUCUUUUGGAUGCGGUUGCAGUAACUCAUGCAAACCAGGGAACUUGGACUGUCACUGCAUUAGGAAAAAUGGAGGUGAUUUCCCAUACUCGGGCAAUGGAGUUCUAGUUAGCCGCAAGCCUAUGAUAUAUGAAUGCAGCCCAUCCUGCCCGUGCUCGGCUUGCAAAAACAAGGUGACUCAAAUGGGAGUAAAAGUGAAGCUGGAAGUUUUCAAGACAGAGAAUAGAGGAUGGGGCUUGCGCUCAUGGGAUCCUAUUCGUGCUGGGUCGUUUAUAUGCAUAUAUGCAGGUGAGGCCAAAGACAAGUCGAAGGUGCAACAAACUAUGGCUAAUGAUGAUCAUACAUUUGAUACAACCCGUGUCUAUACCCCUUUCAAAUGGAACUAUGAGCCUGGCUUAGCAGACGAAAUUGCUUCUGAGGAGAUGUCUGAAGAACCUGAAAUCCCGCUGCCUCUUAUAAUCAGUGCUAAGAAUGUUGGGAAUGUUGCCCGUUUCAUGAAUCACAGUUGCUCCCCUAACGUUUUCUGGCAGCCGGUUACUUAUGAAAAUAACAGUCAACUCUUCUUGCAUGUGGCCUUCUUUGCCAUAUCUCACAUCCCUCCAAUGACUGAGUUAACAUACGACUAUGGAGUUUCUCGACCAAGCGGAAUUGAAAAUGGCAAUCCUUUUUAUGGCAAGAAAAAGUGCUUGUGCGGAUCAGAGUAUUGCCGUGGUUCAUUUGGUUGAUAAUGGCGAGAAAAGCGACCUCUGGUGAACAACUGGAGUCGGAUGAUUUUGGAAGGAAAAGGGAUCAGUGGAUGACUGCUUUUGGUGGCAACUAAAGAAGUGUUAAGCCUCUUUUUGAUAUUCUCUUCAACAGCAUAAGACGCAAGCUGUGAAGGAUUUUUACUGCUUCAUGGAAAGCUUAUCUAUUUCUCGGAUUGUAGAAUAUGUGUUCUCAUGUUUCUCUCCUGUUGGAUAUGUAAUCUUAUUAGUGUUUAGAUCGUUUUUAUUGACAAAACGCUGGAAACUUGUACCUUGUUUUGAAUCUUUUGAUGAUUAUAUGAUAAAGGGUACAAGUCAGUUUUAUCGGUUU
Eutrema salsugineum is the source of this 2670-nucleotide messenger RNA. Its product is annotated as histone-lysine N-methyltransferase, H3 lysine-9 specific SUVH1. The transcript is spliced from 3 exons. Gene Ontology annotation, molecular function: zinc ion binding; histone methyltransferase activity; protein binding. Bases 246 to 2321 code for a protein of 691 amino acids. The record is from RefSeq and is a predicted model, not a curated record. Lineage: Eukaryota; Viridiplantae; Streptophyta; Magnoliopsida; Brassicales; Brassicaceae. Gene Ontology annotation, cellular component: nucleus.